AUGUUGGCACAGAGCUUCUGCAACAUUUUUUUUUCUUAUUUUGGUGCAAAAAACUUCUGCAACAUUUAAUAGAGAAGCAGCAGUACUUUGAUCUCCUCACUCCAUUCCUUUCAGAGAAAUCUGCGACGUCCAAUAUCACAUGUAUAAACGUGAAACUCUUCUCAGUUUUUUGCUUGUUUGAAGUCCGAGGUGAAAAUCGCUUGAGCUCUUUAGAUGGGGGCGGGCAGAAAAACCACAACGAUUACACUGAGUGAGAAGUAUGAAGAUCCCUGGAAAGCUAACAGUGGUGCACCUGCUAGAAAUUUGACCAAAGGCGAACUCGGAUCCAUUGUAUUUGGAUGCAAGCACAGUACUAAGAAGGAAUGCUUAGAGAAAGGGCUUUUUGGAUUGCCAGCUGCGCAUUAUUCAUACGUGAAGAAAGUGAUCCCUGGCCUUACUCUCUUUCUCUUUAACUAUAGUGACCGGAAGCUUCACGGUGUUUUUGAAGCCAUAUCGUGUGGACAGAUGAAUAUCAAUCCGAAUGCGUGGAUCACUGCAAGUGAGGGUUCUGAGACUACACCAUAUCCUGCCCAGGUACGGGUCCGUGAAACGUGUAGAUGCAAUCCUUUGCUCGAAGAAGAAAUGAAACCUAUAAUCGCAAAGAAUUACUACACAGAGAAGCUCUUUUGGUUUGAGCUUGAUAAAGAGCAGACAAAAAGAUUGAUGGCAUUGUUCAAACCAUCUCCAUAUCCAGAAGACAAACUUCGCCCCUCAAAUGCAGAUUGGAAGAGAAGCAUUAACAAUGUGUCGUCCAGAUCUACUGUAAUGAACUCGGGAGAAUGUCUUGAAAUAGCAGAGGCAAGUUUAAAAGGGAAGCAGCAAUCAAAUGGCUCAGUCACUAACGGAGAUGUUUUUUCCCCAGAGAAGAAAUGGAGUGAGCUGUUCAAACCUUCAUCUUCUUCAUCAGCAGCAAACCAUGCUGAAGUUUCCGAACCUGAGAAAGUGUUGAGUCCAUCAGCAUCAGAAUCAGAAUGGUUUGAUGCGUCUGCCUCGAAUUCUGAUGCAUGGGGUGAAUUACCUCCUGAAGCUCCUUACGCUGCAGCUGAUGUUGAGAGUGACUCAAGUGUUGUGGAAUGUUGGGAAGAUAGCAAUCUUGUUAACAGUUAUUUGGAAGAGAUAUCUGAAAACAUUGUGCAAUAUCAUAAUGGAGACACAAGUAUGCCUAAUCCAAAAGACAUGCCAUCUUCGGAGAAGAUGACUCUUUUCGAUGGAUGGGGUGAUCUUGUGCAACCUGAGGAACCUGAAGAAGAUAGCAAAGCAAACAAUGGAUCAAGCUUCACUUUGGCAACCGGCGAGCAUACGACUCUUUUCGAUGGAUGGGGUGAUCCUGUGCAACCUGAGGAACCUGAAGAAGAUAGCAAAGCAAACAAUGGAUCAAGCAUCACUAUGGUACCCGGUGAGCUUAACCUGAUGGAUAGGAGGGUUCAAGAUCACAAGUCUGAAGAAGAUAUGCAAUAUCCCGAUUUUCUGCUUAUGAUCACUAAGGUGAUAGAAGAAGUUAAAGAGUUGAAGGCCUUCCAGUUCAAUCAAAAUCUGAAAACUGAGACUCUGGAGCUGGAGUUGGUACAUUCCAAACAAGAACUUGAUGAAUUGAAGAAGAGGUGCCAAAAGCUGGAAGAUACAUAUGACUGUGCUUCACCUGUUUCAAUGAAGAACAAUAUUUUUCACAUAUCACUGAUCGUAGCUGUUAGCCUGAAAUCUGAGAUGGGGAAAGGGAAAAAAACUAGAACGUAUCCUUUGAAGGAGAAAGCUCAAGUCGAAUGGACAGUCAAUAUGAGCAGAACGGCCAGAAAUUUAACAAAGGAUAAACUACGAGCUGUCAUAUUUGGAUGCAAAAAUCACACAAUCAUGGAAUGCUUAGAUAACAAUUUAUUUGGAUUACCAGAUCAUCAUCAUUCAUAUGUGAAGAAUGUGACCCCUGGCCUUACACUGUAUCUUUUUAACUAUUCUGACCGGAAGCUUCAUGGAGUGUUUGAGGCAGUUUCCAGCGGGCAGAAGAAUAUUAAUCCACGUGCAUGGGCUGCCAUCGAGGGUGUUGAGAAUACCCCAUACCCUUCACAGGUACGAGUCCGUCAACAGAGAAAAUGUCCUCCUUUACUUGAGGAAGAAUUUAAGCCUAUAAUAGCUAGUAAUUAUUAUACAGACAGAUUUUUCUGGUUUGAGCUUGAUGAUGAACAGAAUAGAAGAUUGCUGAAUAUAUUUUUGCCAUCACCAGAGCCUGAAAAGGUCCCUCGUCUACUGAAUGUAACUUGGGAAAAGUUUGAACAUUUGUCCAGCUCUGAUGCAUAUGAGAAUACAGCUGAGAAGAUCAAGUGUGCAGAGAAGGAGGAUUCAUGUACCUCAGUUAGUUAUAAAGAUUCUCUUGGUACAGAGAAGAAGUGGAGUGAACUGUUCAAACCUUCAUCAUCUUCAUGCAAGGUGACGAAUGAGGAAGAUUUGCAAUGUCAGGAAGUAGAAUCAAAAUCUUCAGUGACAGAUUUCUUGGAUAAUGAGUGGAAGUUUGUGUCGUCUUCUGGCAGAUGGAGCAAACUGCCCUCUGAACCUUUCCUCGGUGACCGUGAUCCAUGUGAUAUGAGAAGUUGGAAAGGCAGUGCUUUUGUAGAAAACAGUGUGGAGGAGAUUUAUGAAAAUAAGGUUCAGCAUUUGCAGUAUCAAGAUUCGAAAUGCGUAGAUUCAGACAGUGAUAAUAAGCCCAAUAUGACAGAGGAAUCUUCAGAAAAAAAUGAUUUUUCUGAUGAAGAGGUUGUAUAUGAACCCUCAGAACUUAAGGAAAGAGAUGAUACCAAGGAGAUAGCAACACCUGGAACUGAUUUGCUGAUGAUAGAAAGCUGUGAGAGAAAUCAAGAUCAUUUGAACUUGACUGAUAAACCCUUUCAAGAGGACAAAAAUGAUACGUCUGCAGUGGUGCAAAGAGAUACACAAUCUUCUGAGUAUGUGAUCACUAAGUUAAUGCACGAAGUACGAGUCUUGAAGCUAUCCCAGGUGAAACAAAGGCUGAGAAUUGAGAAUCUGGAGCAUGAAUUGGUCCACUCCAAAGUCGAAAUUGAUCAACUAAAGAGUGGUAGUAAGUUCAGUACUGUGUUGGCCUCUACCAGAGAUAACUUCAAGAGAGAAGACAGUGCGUCCUCAAAUCUUAAACCCAAGAAGGUAUUCAUCUUUGGGGGAUUUGACGGAUGCUCGUGGCUUUCGGAUUUGAGUUUGUAUUCUCCAUCUAAGGAUCAUGUUGUAUCACUUUGCCCAAUGACCUUUACUCGAUCUCACACCUCGCUAGCAAAGUUGAAUGGUGAGCUUUACGUCUUUGGUGGUUCUCAUGAUGGUGUGUGGUACGACACAGUUGAAUCAUAUAAUCCCUUCAAUAAUCGAUGGAUCCAGCGGCCUUGUUUGAAUAGGAAAAAAGGAUCUAUGGCAGGAGCAUCCAUGUAUGAUACAAUAUUUGCACUCGGUGGUGGCAAUGGAGUUGAAUUCUUCUCAGAGGUGGAAUUAUUUGAUCUACACAUUGGAAGUUGGUUGUCCACUGAUCCCAUGCUUGAAAAGCGUUCUGCUGCUGCUGCCACCGAUCUAAAUGGUGCUCUCUAUGUUGCUGGAGGUUAUGAUGGAAGAGAUUAUCUUAGAUCAGUUGAAAGAUUUGAUCCAAGACAACAUGCAUGGACCAACGUCAAUGAUAUGAACUUGAGAAGAGGGUGUCAUUCUCUUGUUGCAUUCAACGAAAAGUUAUAUGCUUUAGGUGGUUAUGAUGGAGAUACAAUGGUGUCAAGUGUCGAGGUUUUUGAUCCACGUAUUGAUUCGUGGAUGAUGGUGGAACCAAUGAAAGCUUCAAGGGGAUGCUUUGGCUCCUUCGUCCUUGGGGGAAGAAUAUACGUUAUUGGUGGUUUGCAGGACACUCAAGUUUUAGACCAGGUCGAAUGCUACGAUGAGGAUAUUGGUUGGCAUGAGACUAGAAUGAAAUCACUUGGUAAAAGAUCUUUCUUUUCUGCUCUUCUUUUGUGAAACAAGUUGUGAACAUCUUUCUUUUUUUGGUUGUAUAGUUAGUAUCUAAACUUUUUGUAUGGAUAGUGCCACUUUAUGCUUACCAAGCCUACAAAAUGAUGAAGGGCAGUUCAACUGAUAA
Messenger RNA from Salvia splendens (bonfire salvia), 4147 nucleotides. RefSeq lists its product as uncharacterized. Gene Ontology annotation, biological process: response to endoplasmic reticulum stress. The transcript has 17 exons. Gene Ontology annotation, molecular function: protein binding. Bases 214 to 4026 code for a protein of 1270 amino acids. The record is from RefSeq and is a predicted model, not a curated record. Lineage: Eukaryota; Viridiplantae; Streptophyta; Magnoliopsida; Lamiales; Lamiaceae.